This is a messenger RNA of Ictalurus furcatus (blue catfish), 2138 nucleotides long. It is a transcript of the gene hexb, whose product is annotated as hexosaminidase B (beta polypeptide). The record is from RefSeq and is a predicted model, not a curated record. Lineage: Eukaryota; Metazoa; Chordata; Actinopteri; Siluriformes; Ictaluridae. Gene Ontology annotation, biological process: ganglioside catabolic process; carbohydrate metabolic process; glycosaminoglycan metabolic process. The coding region runs from base 137 to 1753 and encodes 538 amino acids. The transcript is spliced from 14 exons. Gene Ontology annotation, cellular component: membrane. Gene Ontology annotation, molecular function: beta-N-acetylhexosaminidase activity.
AUCCCUUUUCCUGUUCAUGUAGUACCAAGUAUUCUGAUUGGUUGAGCUGUUUAGGGGCGGUACCAAGCAGUUUGCUAUACAGUCCUCUGGACGCGUACAAGAAGUCAUAUGAUUGAGCAGGAACUCAUUGAGCAAUAUGCGUGCGCUAACGCUGUUAUUAACGAUUACCGUUUGUAAUGGUUGGCUGUUUGAUCAUUUUGGAGAGAGAUAUCGGGAGACUGAUGAUGUCUCGCUUUGGCCGCUGCCACAGAAAUAUCAGACGACCCCGACUGCAUUCAAACUCAGCGCUUCGAGUUUUCAAAUCGUUCACGCUAAAGAUUCGUCCGCGGGACCGAGCUGCAGCCUGCUCCAAAAUGCCUUCCGCAGAUACUUCAGUUACGUGUUUGACUAUGUGAAGAAACAUGGAAUGAACCAAGAUAAAGGUUUGGACUCCGAGCUGUCUGAGCUUCAGGUGCAGAUCACAUCCACUGACCCGGAGUGUGAUGGUUAUCCGAGUCUAAAAACAGAUGAAUCCUAUCAGCUUUUGGUGGACCAACCUGCAGCUGUUCUUAAGGCCGCAAAUGUAUGGGGCGCAUUGAGAGGACUUGAGACCUUCAGCCAGCUGGUGUAUGAAGAUAAUUAUGGAGCUAUUACUAUCAACAAGACAGACGUAUCUGACUUUCCUCGCUUCGCUCAUCGAGGCAUCCUGCUGGACUCAUCUCGUCACUUCCUGCCACUCAAAGUCAUUUUGGCCAAUUUGGAAGCCAUGGCGAUGAACAAGUUUAACGUUUUCCACUGGCACAUUGUGGACGAUCACUCCUUCCCCUUCUUGAGUCGGACUUUCCCUGACCUCAGUCAAAGAGGAGCCUAUCACCCUUACACACACGUGUACACACCGGCUGAUGUGAAAAUGGUGAUUGAGUUUGCUCGUAUGCGAGGCAUUCGAGUCAUUGCCGAGUUCGACACUCCAGGCCACACCCAGUCAUGGGGAAAAGGUCAGGCUGGUCUUUUGACCUCAUGCUACUCGGGCAGCACUCCUUCAGGUACCUUUGGUCCUGUGAACCCCAUCCUCAACUCCACAUACGACUUCAUGGCCCGCUUUUUCAAUGAAAUCAGCACUGUUUUCCCUGACGCCUACAUCCACCUUGGGGGAGAUGAGGUCGAUUUCUCCUGCUGGAGGUCAAACCCUGACAUUCAGAAAUUUAUGGAGCAGCAAGGCUUUGGCCAAGACUACAGCAAACUGGAGUCCUACUAUAUUCAAAGGCUCCUUGACAUUGUAAAAGCCACCAAUAAGGGCUACAUGGUCUGGCAGGAGGUCUUUGACAAUGGUGUUAAGCUGAAAGCAGACACACAGAUCCACGUGUGGAAGGAGAAGCCGGACUACAACAGUGAGAUGGCCCACAUAACCGCAGCUGGGUUUCAUGCCCUACUUUCUUCUCCCUGGUACCUAAACCGCAUCAGCUAUGGCCAAGACUGGCAAGGAGUUUACAAGGCUGACCCUCAGAGUUUCAAUGGCACAGCAGAGCAGAAGAAGCUUGUGAUUGGAGGGGAGGCAUGUCUCUGGGGAGAGUAUGUGGAUGCUACCAACCUCACCCCUCGCUUAUGGCCACGGGCCAGUGCAGUAGCUGAAAGGUUGUGGAGUGAUGAAAAUGUGAAAGAUGUCAACAGUGCCUACACUCGUCUGGUGAAACAUCGCUGCCGCAUGCUCAGGAGAGGCAUCCCUGCAGAGCCUCUGUUUGUGGGCUACUGUCCACAUGAAUACGACGGCCUGUGAGCUCCAAAAGACAUUUCCGCAAAUGGGAACAUGCUGAUCAGGAAUAUCCAUUCAAUCAUUUUCUUUCUACAUGCACUUAGACAAUUUAACAGCUUUCAUUGUUGACACUGUUAACAUACCAGAUGAAUUAUCACUUUUUUUCCUUGUUUUAAUUUGGGGAUUAUAUGCAAAAAUUUUAAUGGAUCAUAUUCUGUGAAAUAGGUUUUAUGAAACUGAAGACUUGCCAUAUUGAUUUGUAACUGCUGUGAAGAAUUUUUGGUGUGAGACUUGAGAAUUUAAGUGUUAAAUAUUUUAAUGUGUACAAUUUUAUAAUUGACUCAAUGACAUUCAUGUGAAACAAGUAUCUUCUGUAAAAUUAAUAAAUAAAAGUGUUCAUUAAGGAAAA